Neoarthrinium moseri is the source of this 2856-nucleotide messenger RNA. RefSeq lists its product as uncharacterized. The transcript is spliced from 3 exons. The record is from RefSeq and is a predicted model, not a curated record. Gene Ontology annotation, cellular component: cytoplasm. Gene Ontology annotation, biological process: L-histidine biosynthetic process. The coding region runs from base 1 to 2856 and encodes 951 amino acids. NCBI's taxonomy places the organism in Eukaryota, Fungi, Ascomycota, Sordariomycetes, Amphisphaeriales, Apiosporaceae. Gene Ontology annotation, molecular function: metal ion binding; phosphoribosyl-AMP cyclohydrolase activity; NAD binding.
AUGAGCGCGCGUGGUGGUGACGGGAUGGAUGAUGAUGAGGAUGUUGAGCUCCGCGAGCUUCCAGAGGCCAGGGUCGGCUUCGGGUUCGGCGCGUGGACGGCGGUGGUUCCACUGGAACUUUGGCUGGAACUUUGGCGGGCGCAAGGGCGGAACGCGGCGGGCAAUAAUCCGCGGGCACAGGCAGAUUCAGAUUCAACAGGUUCGCCCCAAGAAUCGACUGUGAAGAUGGAGACGACGUUACCGCUUCCCUUUCUGGUGGGCGUGUCCGUCCCCCCCGGUCUUGCCUCCAGCGAGGGGCUGACCCGGGACGAGGUCUCAUGCUUGGGAUGCGUCUUCUUUGAGGUGACUCAGCAAAACCUCGAGAAACUCCUGAGCUUCCUGCACCAGCACAACUCGGAGUUCCAGAGCUUCCUCGACGUGACCGAACUGGCCUCCAAGGACGACAUUGUCUCGCUUCUCGACCACGGCGCAAGGAAAGUCUUCGUGCAGCCCGAGAGGCUGGCCGAGUUUGCAGACUUCAAGGGCCGUGUUGCCCCAGCAGUGACCGACGCCACGCACCUCAGUGCCGCCACCGAGCAUGGCCUGCUGUUGAAGAACUUUGACCAGACGAGGUGCGACGUCGCCCAGUUCUUGGAGAAGACCAAGGCUGAGAAGCUCCCGCCGCUCUACAUCACGCCCUCGGCCGAGAGGGUCGUCUAUGAGCACUUCAUCGACAUCUGCGGCCAGAUCUCCGCCAUUCCCAUUCUUCCCUCGACUGCUCUGACUACUGACAAGAAAGAUGAGAAGAAGAUCUUUGUCUCAAAGCUGCUUUCGGGAUCGUGGACUUCAGACCGUGCCGACAAGCUGAUGCCCACUGUGGUUUGUGACGAGAGGGGGGUCGCCCUCGGCUUGGUCUACAGCAGCGAGGAGAGCGUGGCCGAAUCGCUCAGAACUCAGACCGGUGUCUACCAAAGCCGGAAGCGUGGCCUCUGGUACAAGGGCGCCACGUCGGGUGAUACACAGGAGCUGGUCAGGAUCUCCCUGGACUGCGACAACGACGCGCUGAAGUUCAUCAUCAGGCAGACGGGCAAGUUCUGCCACUUGGAUCAGUUCGGGUGCUUUGGCGAUCUGAAGGGUCUCUCGAAGCUGGAGAAGACCCUGGUCUCGAGGAAGCAGUCAGCCCCCGAGGGCUCUUACACUGCACGCCUCUUUUCAGAUGAAAAGCUACUCCGUGCCAAGAUCAUGGAGGAGGCCGAGGAGCUCUGCGAUGCGAAGACGCCCGAGGACGUCGCCUUUGAGGCUGCAGACCUUAUUUACUUUGCUCUCACCAAGGCGGUGAGCGCUGGUGUUAACCUGGCCGAUAUCGAAAGAAAUCUGGACGCAAAGAGCCUCAAGGUCAAGAGGCGAACAGGCAACGCCAAGGGCAAGUGGGCCGAGAAGGAGGGCAUCACGAAUGGCGCGGUUGAGAAGGCGAAAGAAACAGCAAAGGAGUCCACUACGCCGCUGACUUCUGCGCCGGCAACCAGGGCACAGACAGCCCCCGAACUCUCGGACAGGAUAACCAUGAAGCGCAUCGACGUCAGCCAGGUCGGCGCUCAGCAGGUGUCGGAGGCUCUGAAGCGUCCCUCGCAGAAGUCGGCCGAGGCCAUCCUUGGCAUAGUCACCCCUAUUAUCAGCGAUGUUCGCCAGAACGGCGAUAAGGCGCUUCUGUCUUAUACUCACAAGUUCGAAAAGGCCACAUCAUUGACCUCACCUGUCCUUAAGGCUCCAUUCCCCGAGUCACUGAUGCAAUUGCCCGAAGAGACCAUCAAAGCCAUUGACAUCUCGUUCGAGAACAUCAGGAAAUUCCACGCCGCUCAGAAAGAAGAUAAGCCCCUGAAGGUGGAGACUAUGCCUGGCGUGGUAUGCAGCCGGUUCGUACGGCCAAUCGAGCGAGUUGGUCUGUAUGUUCCUGGUGGAACAGCAGUCCUGCCCAGCACCGCCCUCAUGCUUGGAGUUCCAGCAAUGGUUGCCGGCUGCCAGAAGAUCGUGCUCGCCUCGCCUCCCCGAUCGGACGGUAGCAUUACCCCUGAAAUUGUGUAUGCAGCUCACAAGGUCGGUGCUGAAAGCAUCGUCCUGGCUGGCGGUGCGCAAGCAGUGGCCGCCAUGGCUUACGGCACGGAAAGCGUGACCAAGGUCGACAAGAUCCUUGGCCCUGGCAACCAGUUUGUCACCGCGGCCAAGAUGUACGUCAGCAACGAUACCAACGCUGGUGUAAGCAUCGACAUGCCCGCUGGCCCCUCUGAGGUCCUGGUCAUCGCGGACAAGGACGCCAACCCUGCCUUUGUCGCCUCGGAUCUGCUCUCCCAGGCCGAGCACGGCGUCGACAGUCAGGUUAUUCUGAUUGCCGUCGACCUCGAUGCCAAGCAGCUCCAGGCGAUCGAAGACGAGCUGCACGACCAAGCCAUGGCCCUCCCUCGCGUCGACAUUGUUCGUGGGGCCAUUUCCCACUCUGUCACAAUCCAGGCCAGGGACAUUGACGAGGCUAUGCGGAUUAGCAACGAUUAUGCUCCGGAGCACUUGAUCCUGCAACUCAAGGAUGCAGAGGCGGUCGUCGACAAGGUCAUGAACGCCGGCAGUGUCUUCAUCGGCCAGUGGACUCCUGAGAGCGUGGGCGACUACUCGGCGGGUGUCAACCACUCCUUGCCAACAUACGGCUACGCCAAGCAGUACUCAGGCGUCAACCUCGGAUCCUUCGUAAAGCACAUCACGAGCUCGAACCUGACACCCGAAGGCCUGAAGAACGUCGGCCCGGCUGUCGAGCAGCUUGCCAAGGUCGAGGAGCUGAUUGCCCACCAACGCGCCGUUAGCAUACGGCUUGCUAGCUUACAGAAGUAA